Pelecanus crispus (Dalmatian pelican) is the source of this 942-nucleotide messenger RNA. Its product is annotated as olfactory receptor 52R1-like. Gene Ontology annotation, molecular function: olfactory receptor activity; G protein-coupled receptor activity. Gene Ontology annotation, cellular component: plasma membrane. NCBI's taxonomy places the organism in Eukaryota, Metazoa, Chordata, Aves, Pelecaniformes, Pelecanidae. The record is from RefSeq and is a predicted model, not a curated record. Gene Ontology annotation, biological process: G protein-coupled receptor signaling pathway.
AUGCCUCUGAACGCUACUGCCUUCUCCCACCCUCCCUAUUUCCUUCUCACUGGCAUCCCGGGGCUGGAGAAGGAGCAGUUUUGGAUUGCCUUCCCCUUCUGCAUCAUGUAUGCCAUUGCUGUGCUGGGAAACAUCACCCUUCUCCUCAUUAUAAAGGCAGAGCCGAGCCUGCACAAGCCGUACCUCUUCCUGGCUAUGCUGGCCUUCACUGAUCUGGUCCUAUCAACAUCCAUGCUACCCAAAAUGCUUGGCAUCUUCUGGCUGGGCUCCGGGGAGAUUGGGUUUCUCUCCUGCCUUGCUCAGUUGUUCUUCAUCCAUACCUUCUCAUCAGUGGAGUCGGGCAUGCUCAUGGCCACAGCCUUGGAUCGCUACAUCGCUAUUUGCUGCCCACUGCAGCACUCCAGCAUCCUCUCUGUUCCAGUGGUGGUGGCCCUUGGGAGCCUGGUGCUGGUGCGUGGGGUCCUCCUGGUGAGUCCCUUCUGCUUCCUCCUCCACAGGAUGUCCUUCUGCCAGCAUCACGUCAUCUCCCACUCCUACUGUGAGCACAUGGCCGUGGUGAAGCUGGCAUGUGGGGACACCAGAGUCAAUGUCAUUUAUGGCCUCUUCGUGGCUUUCAUAGUGACAGGAACUGACAUGAUCCUGAUCUCUGUGUCCUACACCAUGAUCCUGCGGGUGGUAAUGAGGCUAUCAUCCACAGAGGCACAACUGAAAGCCUUCAGCACCUGUGCAUCCCAUGUCUGUGUCAUUCUUGCCUUUUAUGUCCCUGCCCUCUUCACAUUCCUCACCCACCGGUUUGGGCAGAGCAUCCCACCCCGCAUCCAUAUAAUGGUGGCCAAUCUCUACCUGCUAGUGCCCCCCAUGCUAAACCCCAUUGUUUAUGGGGUGAGAACCAAGGAGCUCUGGGCCAGGGUGGUCCUCCUCUUCCAGCAAAAGGGAACCUGA